AUGUCAAGAUUUUAUCGUUCGCAGGUCGACAGGGCUAUCAAAGAUGGCGCCGACGUCAAUGCCACCACCAAUUUUAUGCGUAAUAGAACGAAGUAUGAUGCACAAAAAUCGGCGGAUCUUGACUAUGAGAUCGAAGAAUGGACAUCCCUCCACUUCGCAUGCGACCGUGGCUUCAGCCAGGUGGCAUAUGUGCUGCUGAGGAAUAAGGCAGAUAUAACGAAGAGGAUACAAAGUGUAUGGGCAACACCCACGGAAAGUCUCCACACAUACGAGCAGAUGCCCAUCCACCUCGCGUGCAAAGGAGGACACUAUCAAGUGGUGCAAGUACUGGUGAACCAUUCGCCUACUGAGUGUGGUCUUAAUGCACGCGACUUCCUGACCUAUGACGAGCAUCUUCGAGAGCAACUCCUGGCGGCCAAUCAAAUAGCGGGUAAUGGGUAUGCUCUGGAUCUGGCAAAGAAGCACAGUAUACCGCACAAGCGAAGCACCACAUCCCCAUCGGGAAAGCCGUCGUUCACCCCACCCCUGCCAUGCGGCUACACUCCUCUCUUCUAUGCGGUGGGUAGCAACAAUAGUGACGUGGUGCACUUCCUGCUCGCCAAGGGAUCUGAUUCCUACGCUGUCGGCUCUACCCCCAGAUACACUCCCACUGCCGGGUGGGCUGGGAAGACCUCAACCGCACAGACACCUGUAGGCUUGGCCAUGAAGAACAACGACUCCGCCAUGGCGCACGUAUUGGUGGCACGGUCCCAUAUAUCGGACACUGGACUGCUGCACUUAGCCAUGCGUGGCAUGUUGGCAGUGAUCAAGUUCAUAGCGGACGACGCCCCCGAAAAGACAGGGCUGAUCCGAAACACUUGCCGUUCCGCUAUGGAUAGGAAGCCGCAGCUUGCCUUUUUCUGUCAGCAUUUGCUGAAGACUGAUAACGCCGAUGUGCACUCGAUGCUGUACGAGGCGUGCCUGACUGGCAACUCGAACAUGAUUCAGUACAUAUUGAAAAACGCGACCUACGAGGAAGUCACCACAUCUCACUCCUUCACAUACUGUGGUGUACGACCGCCCUCGGCGCGGCACGAUAUCAAUCUCGUGCACAACGUCACACCACUGCACGCCGCGGCUGUUACCAACCAGGCUGCCGGAAUUGCACUGCUGCAGAUGGAAAGGGAGGGUCGAGUGUUCUUCGAGGUAGACACGCCCAGUGACUUCAACUGCACAGCCCUUCACGUUGCCAGUAUACUAGGCCAUACAGAAGCGGCCAUGGCCCUCGUCCAGAUGGGAGCGGAUGUGAACACUAAAAGUUACAUCGAUUUCGAGAACGAGGAUCAAAUUGAAUCCAACAGAAUAAUGCACUCGUCUAGCGAUGCUGCCAACUACUUAGAAAGGCCUGGAUCGCAGAAUCCCAUGACCUCAUGGGGUGGCCGAUUAGAGGGAGUGUCAGAUGUGAUCCAACGCACGCUGGCGAUGGGUAAGAAGACUGCGUCGGGAGAGAGAGUGUUCAGGUCACUACCUGAGGAACCUCUGGAAAGUCCGGAGUUGUCUCCCAAACUUUCGAGCAUCAGUAGCUCUCUGAACACUGUCAGAGCGGAUUCGUCGCCCAGACAGGAGGAGCCAUCGCGGCCACACUCAAACCUCUCUGACAGUUACAAAGCCACUCGCUCCAUAUACCGGUCCGCCAUUGAACUGGCACUUGACUUUGGUCACGAGGCCCUGGCCGAGCUGCUAGCCAAGCACAGCGGCAACAACCCAAACGCCACACUGAGUAAAACCACCAGCAGUCCAGCCAUGAAACUUGCCAGUGCCCAGUUCGAUGCCUUGACCCCAACAUCCGGGAAGCUGCAGUCAGGCCUCACCUCGGAAUUGUAUUCCGUACUGAAGCGCUUAGAACUGACACAUAUCGCUGAGACUUUCGCUGAGGAGAAUGUCGCAGACAUCGUAACACUAGACCUGCUCACGCGGCAAGACAUGCGCGAUCUGGGCUUGAAAUUAGGAGACUGCCGCAAAUUAGAAACAUUCCUGGGCAGGGGGCUAGGCUCGCAGAAUUCGGAGGAGAGUUUAAAUUCUAUGCAUAGCCAGGAUUCAGAACAAGUAAUUAGGGAUGCAUACCCUACUGUGAAUGGUCGUAUGGGUGAACCAUUCAACAGCGGCCAGAGUUAUGCCGCAGCUAGUCCGGCAACCACGUCAACCCUGGAGAUAGAGCUGGCGAGUGUGGAGAACCCCGACAAUGUCGAAUGGUAGUAUGCAAAUAUAACGAGUUAGGACCAAUAAAUGAAUGAUUCAAACACAAUACCGA
Messenger RNA from Sphaeroforma arctica JP610, 2290 nucleotides. RefSeq lists its product as hypothetical. Gene Ontology annotation, molecular function: protein binding. The transcript is spliced from 14 exons. The coding region runs from base 1 to 2235 and encodes 744 amino acids. Lineage: Eukaryota; Ichthyosporea; Ichthyophonida. The record is from RefSeq and is a predicted model, not a curated record.